Messenger RNA from Lactuca sativa (garden lettuce), 2750 nucleotides. RefSeq names its product EIN3-binding F-box protein 1. The record is from RefSeq and is a predicted model, not a curated record. Gene Ontology annotation, cellular component: SCF ubiquitin ligase complex. Gene Ontology annotation, molecular function: protein binding. NCBI's taxonomy places the organism in Eukaryota, Viridiplantae, Streptophyta, Magnoliopsida, Asterales, Asteraceae. Gene Ontology annotation, biological process: SCF-dependent proteasomal ubiquitin-dependent protein catabolic process.
AAAUCAAUUCAGUCAAUCAAUGAUGCCAUCAUACGUUUCUUUUCUCCAUUACCCUUUUUUUUGCCCUAAAAUCAUAUCUGGGUUUCUGUUUCCUCAUAUGAUUUCUCCAAGAUUUUGAUGCAUUCAUCGCUUACACAUCUCUCAAUUCUCUUCCUGUUGGUGGAUCUGCUCUUUUUUGCUCUCGAUCGAGGGUUUUUUGGGCUUUCAAGUCUCGGAUUACUUUUAGGUCUUCUUCAACUGUACUCAUGCAGAAAUUCUUUGGUGAAGACGUUCUUUACCAUGGUAUGCCAAAAUACCAUGCUUCAGAAGAGUCAAAUCUCUUCUUGUCCCUUGGUCACCAUGUCGAUGUGUACUUCCCCCCUCGCAAGAGGUCAAGAGUCAGUGCCCCUUUUGUGUUCUCUGAACAAACCUUCAUCAAAAAGCAGCAAACCACCAUUGAUGCCCUUCCUGAUGAAUGCCUCUUUGAGAUCUUCAGACGUGUAUCUGGUAGCCAAGAAAAAAGUUCAUGUGCUUUUGUCUCAAAACGUUGGCUCAUGCUUCUAAGCACCAUCCGCAGGGAUGAAGUCAAAGAAACAGUGUCGUCCAUUUCUAACAAGAAACAUGAAGAUCUUGAAAUUAACAACGGGUGCCUCACAAGGUGUUUAAAAGGAAAGAAAGCAACAGAUAUCAGACUUGCAGCUAUCAGUGUUGGAUCAAGUGGUCAUGGAGGUCUUGGUGAUCUUUCUAUUCUUGGAAACAAUGCUAGUAAAGUGACAAAUGUUGGGCUUAAAGCUAUUGCUCAUGGGUGCACUUCUCUUAGAUCUCUUACCCUAUUGAAUCUCUCCUCCAUUAGUGAUGAAGGGAUUGUUGAAAUUGCUAACGAGUGUCACAAUCUUGAAAAGCUUCAACUUUCUCAAUGCCCUAACAUUUCCAACAAAUCUUUAAUCGCGAUUGCAAACAACUGCCCUAAUCUUACAUCACUUUCAAUCGAAUCUUGCUCAAACAUCACGAACGAAGGCCUUCAAGCAAUUGGUCAAAAAUGCCCAAAUUUAAAGGCGAUUUCAUUAAAAAACUGUUCUCAAAUCGGAGAUCAAGGGGUUGUAAGCUUGGUAUCAUCAUCAAGUUCUUCUUUGAUGAAAGUGAGACUCCAUGCUUUAAAUGUUAGUGACACAUGUCUUGCAGUUAUUGGACACUAUGGUAUGUCGUUGACCGAGUUAACUCUAGUUGACCUUCAUAACGUAACCGAAAAGGGGUUUUGGGUCAUGGGCAGCGGUCAAGGAUUACAAAAGCUGAGGUCACUUGUGAUUGUUAACUGUACUGGUGUGACCGAUCUUGGGGUUGAAGCAUUGGGCAGGGGCUGCCCGAAUUUGAAACUUGUUUCCAUUCGGAAAUCAGGUUUAUCAGACAACGGGCUUGUAUCAUUUGCUAAAGCCUCACAAUCACUCGAGACUGUUCUUCUAGAAGAAUGCCACAUCAUCACACAGAUCGGAAUCUUUGGAUUUGUUGUGAAUUCGGGUGCAUUAAAGAAUCUUUCUUUGACAAAAUGUUUUGGGAUUAAAGAUUCACCGAUGAUAAUCCAUUCGGCUUUAUCCCCUUGCAAUUCUCUAAAAUCUUUAACCAUCCGUAACUGCCCGGGAUUUGGAAACUUCAGCUUGGCUUUAUUGGGACGGAUUUGCCCCCAGCUUCAAGACAUUGUGCUGACCGGGCUCUCUGGAAUCACUGAUUCCGGAGUUGCAUCACUCGUUCAAAACUCUGAAUCCGGUCUAACGAAAGUUGAUCUUAGCGGGUGUGUGAAUCUAACGGACAAGAUCGUGUCAGAGAUCUCCAUGGCCCAUGGUGGGACCCUUGAAGUCUUGAAUCUUGAUGGUUGUGGAUUGAUUACUGAUGCAAGUGUGGUGACAAUUACUCAGAACUGCUCAUUACUUAGAGAACUUGAUGUUUCAAAAUCUGCAAUCACUGAUUUUGCAAUUGCAGCAUUGGCAUGUGCUGAGCAUUUGAAUCUUCAGGUUCUUUCGGUUUCUGGAUGCCAGGUUUCAAACAAGAGCUUACCUUUCUUGAAAAAGUUGGGUGAAUCACUUAUUGGUUUGAACAUGAUGCAAUGUCGUGGGGUCACCAGUGCUGCAGUUGGUGCUCUUGAAGGGCAAAUAUGGAAAUGUGAUAUUCUCGUUUAAGUCGGUAAAAUCAGUUAUUAGUUGUUGAGUCGGUGGUUUUUACAGGUCUGUUGCAAAGUGAUUUUCUUGGAAUCACUCCAAAGCUCUCUUUUUUCCAAGAGGUUUGGCUGGUAUCUCUUUUUUUACAGUUUUAUUAAAACUGUUUUUCAAGAAUUUUUGGCCUUGUUUAUAAGGUCUUCUAUUCUUCUUUCCAGCCAAAUUUUCUUGAGAAUACUGAUGCUUGGUUUUGGUUCUUGGAGACAACAUUUGGCAAUGGGUCCUAGUCGUCGUUGGUGUGUGUCAGUUAAUAUAUAUGUAUUGGUGUUUUGUGAUGAUAUGUUUGUUUGUGUCUAGUGUCUAGUGUCUAGUCUUGGUUUUCUGUCAUGGGUUGUUGAAGGUUACAGUUUGUCAGGGAUUCAAGCGGUGGUGGCCUGGUGGUUUUUAUGGGAUUUGGUCAUGGUGGGUGGUUAUUGAGCCUAUUGUGACAACCCCGGUGAGGGUUGUUUUUUUCUUUUACCAAAUCCUGGUUUUUCUGGGCUUCUUACUUGUUUGUAAACUGAUGUGUUUGUAACCUUUUGUGAUGGGAACUUAUAAUAUAAGUACUUGUGUUUAUGUGUCUAA